CCUCGCGAAUACAAAAUGAAGUUGGCGGUGACUCUUGCCUUCUGUUUUAUUGUGAAAGUUGUCACUGGCAACACUGUUCUUCAAAGUUCAUGUCAACUGGACCUGGAAACAACUGUGUCAAAGAGUUUGGACCUAUUGAAAAACGCACUUGGAAGAGAAUUAUCCAAAGGAGAGUGUCCACCAUCAUGUCCAGAUAGGUGGUUGCGCUACCAAGGAUCGUGUUAUCUCUAUGGAAAUGAACCGUUGACCUUUGCAAACGCACAGGGAGUCUGUGAAGAUAGCGGCAGUCACCUUGUCGACAUCAAUGAUGAGGCAGAAAAUACAUUCAUCAAAGACAUUGCUCGACAAAUGACACCUCACUACUGGUUUCUUGGAUUGACGGGCAGUGCAGCCAGAAAUGAUUGGACCUGGAGUAACGGUUCGCAGCCUACCUUUACUGAUUGGGUUACCGGCCAGCCGGACGGUGAAGGAAAUUGUGUUAUUUUACAUCACGGUUAUCAUGACUACAAGUGGACCGACAACCCGUGUACUCGUGCUUACUAUUUCAUUUGCGAAAUGUAACCAAAUAACUCGAUUGGCCAAAACACUUUGGACAGUUCUUAUAACUUUUUGUGUUCACUUUUCCUUUAGUCUGAAUUGACAAAUGUUAUAUGAACAAGUUACCCUGUUUGUACUUGUGUGAAUCAAAACCUUAGCUAAACACUAUGUUCAGCCAAUGUCGCAUUUUUUACAUAUGGAGGAAAGAAUGUUUGUCUUUUCAUUAGUCCAGUGUCAUUAUAUUUAUCUUUUUAAAAUUCCAAUCAAUGACAGCAAGCUCAGUCUCCUUGUGGAUCUUUUCGUUUAUUUGAAAUCAAUGUGAAGAAGCUUCAAAUAACAAAUGCCAUAGCUUUAAUAAUACCGUUCCAAGAAUGUAUGAUACAGAUAUCUAAAAUGUUCUAAUAAAUACACGUUUUAUAAAAUCGUACUGUCGUUUAAAAUGCUUUUGUUUAAGGGAGCAUUAAUAUGAUAACCUUUUUCUCAUGUGUUUAAGGGUGUUUGAAAUGUUUACUAUAUUCUUGUUACUUUGAAAUUCGUCAUCAGUAAAUGAAAAAUCAAAAGUUUAUAUAUACACAUAUUAAGAAACUGGCAAAUGUGUUUUGUUUUCUAGCGAAAAGCGUAAAAAGUGUUGAAUAUUAAAUUAUCUGUUUUGUUUUUAACGUUACACAUAUAUUAUGCAGUUACAAAUACGAUAACUAACUUCAAACAACAGGCUAACAUGACAUAAGAAAACAAUAAAAAAAAAACGUAUAUUAAUCAGAUAUGCUUUAAGGAAUGUGUAUCUGCUGUGAAAUGUAUAGUGAACGAUGCAUAUAUAAUAAUGAUAAUAAUAAUAAUAAUAAUGAAAAUAUCAAACUCUUUUUGUUUAAUGUACACAUAACUAAAUAGUUUGCAUGUAUAAGAAAGAUACAUAUCGCUAACAACAUAUAUCGAUAUUGAUUUGUUAAUAAUAACACACAGAAAUAUCGGGAUCCGGCAUUUAAACUUUUUGUAAAUGAGUUUUAUAAUUAAAAUUUAGUGUGUUUGUAUGUCAAUGCCGCAUACAUGUUUACAUAGUAUAUUAGAAACUGUUUGCACAAUCCAUUGAUUGUAAGAUACAGUAAUAUGUGGUUGUACAGGUACUAAUGAUACAUUUAUUUUAGAAUAAUUAUUGUGUAUGAAUUGAAUUACAAGUUGCACUUGCAAAAUCUCAUUUUAUACACAAUCACGCUACAAAAAUAAGUUAUGUAUGUUUUAACACUUUAUUUAUGGAAA
Molecule: messenger RNA, 1791 nt
Organism: Mya arenaria
Lineage: Eukaryota; Metazoa; Mollusca; Bivalvia; Myida; Myidae
Product: alpha-N-acetylgalactosamine-specific lectin-like
Exons: 5
Coding region: 16-561 (181 amino acids)
Source: RefSeq, a predicted model, not a curated record